CUUGCACCUGAACACAUUCCCACCCCUGGCGCCCCCAUCAGCUGGCAGGCAGCCAUCGACGCGGCACGGCAGGCCAAGCUGAUGGGCACCACCGGAGCCCCGAUCUCCACUGUGAGCUCCACGCAGCGCAAACGCCAGCACUACACCAAACCCAAGAAACAGGCCAGCACUGCCUCCACGCGCCCACCCCGAGCCCUUCUCUGCCUAACUCUUAAAAACCCCAUCCGCAGGGCGUGCAUCAGUAUCGUGGAAUGGAAACCGUUUGAAAUCAUAAUUUUGAUGACUAUUUUUGCAAACUGUGUGGCCUUAGCUGUCUACAUCCCUUUCCCCGAGGACGAUUCCAACGCAACCAACUCAAACCUGGAACGGGUGGAGUAUCUCUUUCUGAUAAUUUUUACAGUGGAAGCAUUUCUGAAAGUUAUUGCAUACGGGCUGCUGUGUCACCCUAAUGCGUACCUGCGGAACGGCUGGAACUUGUUGGAUUUCAUCAUCGUGGUGGUUGGGCUCUUCAGUGCAAUAUUAGAGCAGGCCACUAAAGGGGAUGGUGGGACUUCAAUGGGAGGCAAGGCUGCAGGGUUUGAUGUAAAAGCCCUGCGAGCCUUUAGAGUGUUAAGACCUCUGAGACUCGUAUCUGGAGUACCUAGUUUACAGGUGGUGCUGAACUCCAUCAUUAAAGCCAUGGUUCCCCUCCUGCACAUCGCUCUGCUCGUUCUGUUCGUCAUCAUCAUUUAUGCCAUCAUUGGCCUCGAGCUCUUCAUGGGCAAGAUGCACAGAACCUGUUUUUUCUUCAAAGAUGGACACAAAGGUCCUAUAUCUGAAGAGAAGCCGGCCCCCUGCGCCCCAAACUCUGCCCAUGGACGACAUUGCACCCCGGCCAACGUAACGCAGUGCAUGAUGGGAUGGGAGGGCCCAAAUGAUGGAAUCACGAACUUUGAUAACUUUGCAUUUGCCAUGCUGACUGUGUUUCAGUGCAUCACGAUGGAGGGCUGGACUGACGUCCUGUACUGGAUGCAGGAUGCCAUGGGUUAUGAGCUUCCGUGGGUCUAUUUUGUCAGUCUGGUCAUCUUUGGAUCCUUUUUCGUUCUAAAUCUGGUUCUGGGUGUGUUGAGCGGAGAGUUCUCUAAAGAGCGAGAAAAGGCCAAAGCUCGCGGCGAUUUCCAGAAGCUCCGUGAGAAGCAGCAGCUGGAGGAAGAUCUAAAGGGUUACCUGGACUGGAUCACGCAGGCGGAGGAUAUCGACCCUGAGAACGACGACGAGGGACUGGACGACGACAAGCCUAGAAAUCGUAAUAUGCCGGCCAGUGAAAAUGAGUCAGUGAACACUGAUAAUGCUCCAGCUGGAGACAUGGAGGUGUUUUGCAGUCGAUAUUCACGCCGAUGGAAUCGGUUAUGUCGGCGCACGUGCCGUGCAGCAGUGAAGUCAAAUGUGUUCUACUGGCUGGUGGUUUUCCUGGUAUUUUUGAAUACACUUACCAUUGCCUCUGAGCACCACCAGCAGCCAGAAUGGCUCACCAAUGUGCAAGAAAUCGCCAAUAAGGUGUUGCUGGCUCUUUUUACUGGUGAGAUGCUGCUGAAGAUGUACAGCCUGGGCCUACAGGCCUAUUUCGUCUCCCUUUUUAACCGCUUUGACAGUUUUGUGGUGUGUGGUGGAAUUCUGGAGACUAUCCUGGUGGAAAUCAAGGUCAUGUCACCCCUCGGCAUCUCUGUGCUGCGCUGUGUGCGUCUGCUCCGCAUCUUCAAGAUCACUAGGUACUGGAACUCUCUCAGUAAUCUGGUGGCAUCUCUGCUGAACUCGGUGCGUUCUAUCGCAUCCCUGCUUCUGCUGCUCUUCCUGUUCAUCAUCAUCUUCAGUCUGCUCGGAAUGCAGCUCUUUGGUGGCAAGUUCAACUUUGAUGAGACGCGCCGCAGCACCUUCGAUAACUUCCCCCAGUCUCUCCUCACCGUCUUUCAGAUUUUGACCGGAGAGGACUGGAACUCUGUGAUGUAUGAUGGGAUCAUGGCGUACGGUGGACCCUCCUUUCCUGGCAUGCUUGUCUGCAUUUAUUUUAUCAUCCUCUUCAUCUGCGGAAACUACAUCCUCCUGAAUGUCUUCUUGGCCAUUGCCGUGGACAACCUGGCAGACGCCGAGAGUCUGACAUCAGCGCAGAAAGAGGAAGAGGAGGAGAAAGAGAGGAAGAAGCUGGCCAGAACGGCCAGUCCAGAGAAGCGUCAGGACUCUGAGAAACCACCUCUGGAGGAUGAAAAGAAAGAGGAAAAGAUUGAACUAAAAUCCAUCACUUCUGAUGGAGAGACGCCAACUGCCACUAAGAUCAACAUAGAUGAGUACACAGGGGAGGAGAAUGAGGAGAAGAAUCCAUAUCCUGUGAACGAUUUCCCAGCAGGAGAGGAGGAUGAUGAGGAGCCAGAGAUGCCAGUAGGUCCUCGUCCACGUCCACUCUCCGACAUUCAGCUGAAGGAGAAAGCUGUCCCCAUGCCAGAAGCCAAAGCUUUCUUUAUUUUCAGCGCCACUAACAAGUUCAGGGUUUUGUGUCAUAAGAUUGUAAACCACAACAUCUUCACCAAUUUAAUCCUGUUCUUUAUACUGUUGAGCAGUAUUUCACUGGCAGCGGAGGACCCAGUGAAUAAUGACUCAUUCAGGAAUCAGAUUCUAGGCUAUGCAGAUUAUGUGUUUACAGGAAUCUUCACCAUAGAGAUCAUAUUAAAGAUGACAGCGUAUGGAGCAUUCCUACAUAAGGGUUCAUUUUGUCGGAAUUAUUUUAAUAUUUUGGAUCUGGUGGUGGUCAGUGUGUCUCUGAUCUCCUCUGGAAUUCAGUCAAGUGCCAUUAAUGUAGUGAAGAUUCUCAGAGUGCUGAGGGUGUUGAGGCCCCUGAGAGCAAUCAACAGAGCCAAGGGCCUCAAACAUGUGGUCCAGUGUGUGUUUGUAGCCAUCCGUACCAUCGGGAACAUCGUCAUCGUCACCACUUUGCUGCAGUUCAUGUUUGCCUGUAUUGGUGUUCAACUUUUCAAGGGCAAAUUCUUCUACUGCACAGACACCUCUAAACAGACACAGACCGAAUGCCGGGGCUCCUAUAUAUUAUACAAACACGGGAAUGUUGGGAAGCCAGAGAAAGCACAGCGUUCAUGGGAGAACAGUGACUUCAACUUUGAUGAUGUCCUGCAGGGCAUGAUGGCUCUGUUUGCCGUGUCCACUUUUGAGGGUUGGCCAGGGCUCCUCUACAGAGCCAUCGACUCCCAUGCGGAGGAUGUUGGCCCAAUCUACAACUACCGUGUGAUCAUCUCUAUAUUCUUCAUCAUCUACAUCAUCAUCAUCGCCUUCUUCAUGAUGAACAUAUUCGUAGGUUUCGUCAUUGUGACAUUUCAGGAGCAGGGAGAGCAAGAGUACAAAAACUGUGAGCUGGACAAGAACCAGCGCCAGUGUGUGGAAUAUGCCCUGAAGGCCCGUCCCCUGCGCAGGUACAUCCCCAAGAACCCGUAUCAGUACAAGGUGUGGUACGUGGUGAACUCCACCUACUUUGAGUACCUGAUGUUCACCCUCAUCCUUCUCAACACCAUCUGCCUGGCCAUGCAGCAUCAUGGCCAAUCUCAGUCCUUCAGCAAAGCCAUGAAUAUCCUCAAUAUGUUGUUCACCGGCCUCUUCACUGUGGAAAUGAUCCUCAAACUCAUCGCCUUCAAACCCAGGCAUUAUUUUGUUGAUGCAUGGAACACGUUUGAUGCCCUUAUUGUAGUGGGUAGUGUUGUUGAUAUAGCCAUCACAGAGGUUAACGGCCUCCAAAACACUGAAGAUAACGCCAGGAUUUCAAUCACGUUCUUUCGGCUGUUCCGCGUGAUGAGGCUGGUGAAGCUUCUGUCUCGGGGAGAGGGCAUUCGGACGCUGCUCUGGACCUUCAUUAAAUCCUUUCAGGCUCUUCCCUAUGUUGCUUUGCUGAUCGUAAUGCUGUUCUUCAUCUACGCCGUCAUUGGGAUGCAGAUGUUUGGUAAGAUUGCCCUGAGGGACCACAGCCAGAUCAACCGAAACAACAACUUUCAGACGUUUCCUCAGGCUGUUCUGCUGCUCUUCAGGUGCGCAACAGGGGAGGCAUGGCAGGAAAUCAUGCUGGCCUGUUCCCCGAACCGCCCAUGUGAGAAGGGGUCAGAGGUCGGCCAUUCCAGUGAAGACUGUGGCAGCCACUUUGCCAUCUUCUACUUUGUUAGCUUUUAUAUGCUUUGCGCCUUCCUGAUCAUUAACCUCUUUGUGGCCGUCAUCAUGGACAACUUUGACUAUUUAACACGUGAUUGGUCGAUAUUGGGGCCGCAUCACCUAGAUGAGUUUAAGAGGAUAUGGGCAGAAUACGAUCCUGAGGCCAAGGGUCGGAUAAAGCACCUGGAUGUGGUGACGUUACUGCGCAGGAUUCAGCCUCCCCUUGGAUUUGGAAAGCUUUGUCCACAUAGAGUGGCAUGCAAGCGGCUUGUGUCCAUGAACAUGCCUCUCAAUAGUGACGGGACGGUGAUGUUCAACGCAACUCUCUUUGCUCUAGUACGAACGGCUCUACGCAUCAAAACUGAAGGUAACUUGGAGCAAGCAAAUGAGGAACUCAGAGCCAUCGUGAAGAAGAUCUGGAAGAGGACGAGCAUGAAGCUGCUGGAUCAAGUUGUUCCCCCAGCUGGAGAUGAUGAAGUAACCGUUGGGAAGUUCUAUGCCACAUUCCUGAUUCAGGAAUACUUCAGGAAAUUUAAGAAGCGCAAGGAACAGGGCCUGGUUGCCAAGAUUCCCCCAAAGACUGCUCUUUCACUGCAGGCUGGCCUGCGCACACUGCAUGAUAUUGGUCCUGAGAUCAGAAGAGCGAUAUCAGGAGACCUGACUGUGGAGGAGGAGCUGGAGAGAGCCAUGAAGGAAACCGUGUGUGCUGCUUCUGAGGAUGAUAUCUUCAGGGUAAAGCGGUCUGGCGGCCUCUUCGGUAACCACGUCAACUACUACCACCAGAGUGAUGGCCACGCCUCCUUCCCACAGUCCUUCACAACACAGCGGCCAUUGCACAUCAGUAAAUCCGGGAGUCCCGGCGAGGCAGAAUCUCCCUCUCAUCAGAAGCUCGUCGACUCCACCUUCACUCCGAGCAGUUACUCUUCCUCAGGAUCCAACGCAAACAUCAACAACGCCAACAACACAGCCAUCGGACACCGGUACCCCAAACCUACCGUCAGCACAGUGGAUGAACACACGGGGCCGCCCCUCACCACUGUCCCACUACCACGGCCCACAUGGUGCUUUCCUAACAAGAGGAGCUGUUUCUAUGACACUUUCAUGCGCUCUGAUUCCAGUGACAGUCGUCUCCCUAUAAUACGGCGAGAGGAAGCAUCUACAGAUGAGGCGUACGAUGAAACAUUUCUAGAUGAGAGAGAUCAGACCAUGCUCUCAGUGGACAUGCUGGAAUUUCAGGAUGAAGAGAGCAAGCAAUUGGCUCCAAUGGUGGAGGCAGAGGUAGGGGAAGAGAGGAGGCUGUGGCAGUCUCCACGAAGACGGGCAUUUCUCUGCCCCACUGCACUGGGUCGACGGUCUUCCUUUCACUUAGAGUGUUUGAGAAAACAUAACAGACCUGAUGUUUCUCAGAAAACAGCACUACCACUGCACCUAGUGCAUCAUCAGGCUUUGGCUGUGGCAGGUUUGAGUCCCUUGCUGAGACGGAGUCAUUCUCCGACGCUGUUCACGCGUCUGUGCUCCACACCUCCUGCGAGUCCCAGCGGCCGCGGCGGGGGAGGGCCGUGCUACCAGCACGUUCCGUCUCUGCGGCUGGAGGGCGGCGGAUCUUAUGAGAAACUCAACAGCAGCAUGCCGUCUGUGAACUGCAGCUCGUGGUACAGUGACAGUAACGGCAACCACAGCAGGAGUGUGCAGAGGAUGCAGCGACCCGUGUCCCUCACGGUUCCUCCGGUCACACGCAGAGACUCCAAAUCCCUGUCUCACGGGAGCGCCGGCAGCCUCGUGGAGGCCGUGUUGAUAUCCGAGGGUUUGGGUCGCUAUGCACAGGAUCCUUCCUUCAUCCAGGUAGCGAAGCAGGAACUAGCGGACGCCUGCGACAUGACCAUGGAGGAGAUGGAGAACGCUGCCGACAACAUUCUCAAUGCCAACGCGCCGCCCAACGCCAACGGAAACCUGCUACCCUUCAUACAGUGCAGAGACACUGACUCGCAGGAGUCCCGUUGCAGCCACGCGCUGGGCCUGUCGACCGCCACGGGCUCCGACGAGCUGCUGGGGGCGGAGCUAGAGCGCUCCGAGGGGGCGGGGCAGCAGAACAGCACUCUGAUGGAGGAUGAGGACAUGGAGUGCAUGACCAGUUUGUAGGGGGAACAGCAGCAGCAACGGAGGACUUCCUGUGUCUUAGCCCAGCUCUCUCUGAGGACACUGCUGUCCUGCAGUCUGACCCGUCUGUUGCGUGUACCUACCGUAGGGGUAUAAGGCCAUUCUGCUUAGCUGAGACCAAGUUGGUUUUUAGUUUGUCCGUGUUUGCGAGAGCACGAGCGAGUAGGCGUGUACAUGUUUGUGUGUGUUUCUAAAGUGCCUCACAGUUCUCACAACCUUGAUUGCAGUAAGGAAACUAAACCCUGACCGAGCAGGGAAUGAAGGGAAAAGAUGCGCUGUUGUUGCUCAAGCAGUGGGAGUUUGUGCUGACCUGUGUGUGGCGGUAGGACUCGACAGCCGCAGCAUCGGCGUGGACGCUCGGUGCCGAGCAGGUGGAUCUUGAGGGCCGUGUUGGGAAUUUGCCGCCCGGGGGCCGUCACGGGUUCGAGAGAUGUUCAGAGGGACACAUUGGAGCGGCUCUGUCUUUCCUUUCCAUCCAUCCAUCUGUUCUUCAGAAGUGUCGUCUGCAAGCGCCCUCACGUCAUACUUCUCCUUUACGGCUUUCUUUUGUGUUCAGUUGAUGAUUUUUGCUGUUUUUUUUGGAUUUGAUUUCUCUAGUUAAGCCUGCACAUAGCUUUUCCUUUUAUCAGCGGAAGACUGAACUCUCUGAAUUGCUCUUUCUUGUGUACCGUUACGGCUUUCAGGUAACUGCUCGCUGUGCAAGGUACGGGUCAUUGCAUCAGUGGCCUUUUAUUCCAGAUCUGCUUCAGGUUUUAUUUCCUUUUUUUAUUUUCCAGCAUUUAGUGUUUAUGUUGUUUGCACACAGAUGGAUGCUGUUUUUUCUUAAAUUAUUAUUAUUAUUAUUAUUGAAGGCAUUUAAGAUGUUUAUGCCAGAUGCAGUGUUGUGAAUCUAAUGCCUCUUACAGACACACAAAAACAAUUAUUUAUUUAUUUAUUCCUGUCAGAGGUGAAGCGUGUUCUGCCGGGGGUUCGGUCUCUCUCACAAUGUUUAUUGGUAGCUCACAAGCUGUAAAUGAGCAGUGUCACUCACCUGGGCGCAGGUAGCACUGACAGCUCUAAUUGGCUGCUGUUGGAUCAGACUCACGUUUGCUCUGAAACUACUGACGUUUCUUCACUGCUGAUCUCCAGAAACAUUCAGCCGACAGCUGCGAUUCUGUCACGAUCCCACCUGCUCGACACAGGGAACAGCAGAUCUUCGGAAGGUCAGUAAAGGUGCACUUUGAGGAGAGGAAGGGUGGAGUAUUCAGGGAUGUCUGGGUAGCGCAUCAUUAAAAAAAAAACUCUAAUGUAGUUCACACAGGGCUAAAUAUAUGACCAUCAUUAUGAAAGUACCAACAUCAUCAUCAUACAAUGUUAUUGAUCUAUUAUUAUUAUUAUUACUAUUAAGGAUAUUUUUCUGCUGCGUUUAACACUUGUUUCCAUGCAGUUCGGCAGACACACAGAGAACUACUUAUCGAUCUAUUAUGCAAAUAAGGUGUUGAAGCGUUAGCAUUGUGUUGGUAAUGUGUAGACGGGAUGGAGUGCGACCCCUAAACAUGAGAAACCUGACCAAUCCACUUCCAGGCGUCUCUCUGUUUGUGCCACACUAGACCGGGUUAGAAGUUCUGUCACCGUUUUGUACACUACUUCAGACAGAUACGAAUUUCUCUUUCCAUGUAUGAAUAGAUAAUUGACUAUUUUUGUCUAGCUGACUCUUCACUUUCUAUAGAGCAUCCUGGCGUUUGGUUCCAGGCCUCGAACAUCGCAUUCGAUCUCAGUCUCCAGUCCUGUGCCAUUUUUUUGGGGGAUUGACUGAUUGAUUGAGUUCCUGAAUGUUUACAGGAGGUCUCUGCUCUGAGGACGAUGCAAAGCUUGUGAAAAAACAUGACAAAUGUAGCCAGAACCCACCUGCUCCGUUCCAAAGCCGCCACCACACCCUCAUAUCUCCUACACACACGUGCCAUGUGUCAUUGUGAGGCUGCCCCAGGCAUAUUUCGAGGCCUUGGUUGUGUACGUGUGCGAGUUUAGCAUAUGCAGAGUGCGAGCGCGUUUGUGUGGUGUUCGUGUUAGUAUAUGCAGGAUGAGUGCGUGAGUGCAUGCGUAUGUGCUUGCAUACCACAAGAUAUGCAAAAACAAUGCAAUAACUUUGACUGUACAACAGUUUCCUUCAGAACUACAGCUGUACAAAACUCUAAGAUACAGAGAGAAGUAUAUUCACUGUUGUGUAUUAAGUUACAGAACUUUAAAUUGAAGAAACCUGUCAUACUUGAAAUCGGGUGCAUUUGAGUAUUGAGUAUUUUGAAAUAAUCUUGUGCGGGUCAGUUUGGUUCGAUGUUUUUCUUCUGUUGGUUUCAGUUAUCUCUGCAUGAGGAUUCUUUUGGUGUGCCAAGCGAUUUGAGUAAUUAUUUUUUUGUUGUUUUCAUUUUUAAACAUUGAGGAAACACUGAUGACGAGGAGCGAAGGUGUAAAUACAGACGGAGGAGAGAAGCGUCUCGUUGGUGUGAAAAUGA
Sinocyclocheilus rhinocerous is the source of this 8822-nucleotide messenger RNA. Its product is annotated as voltage-dependent L-type calcium channel subunit alpha-1C-like. Gene Ontology annotation, biological process: calcium ion import across plasma membrane. The record is from RefSeq and is a predicted model, not a curated record. The coding region runs from base 82 to 6315 and encodes 2077 amino acids. Gene Ontology annotation, molecular function: high voltage-gated calcium channel activity. Lineage: Eukaryota; Metazoa; Chordata; Actinopteri; Cypriniformes; Cyprinidae. The transcript has 45 exons. Gene Ontology annotation, cellular component: voltage-gated calcium channel complex; membrane.